UCACGGUGGUGUGUAUAGCAUUCUGGUGGUGGUGGUGGUGGUGGUGGUGGUGGCGGUGCUUGUAUUUUUUACAAUUUAUUCUAUUUUGUUAUUUAUUUGUUCAUAUUCUAUUUUAUUUUGUUAUUACUAUUUGUUUGAGAGAGAGAGAGAGAGAGAGAGAGAGAGAGAGAGAGAGAGAGAGAGAGAGAGAGAGAGAGAGAGAGAGAGAGAGAGAUCCCUAACAGCAACAACAACAGCAACAACAACAACAAAGUAAUCCUACAAGUUUUAGCAGAUUAGGUCAGCAGUGGCGUUGUGUUUGUGUUGGGGAGGCUCACCCGCUACAUUACUGUGAGGACGAAGCGUGUCCGGCAAUGUCAGAGAGCAAUGGAGGAACUUUUAGUCACGUUCGUUGUGCAAAACUUCACAGCUGGUGCGUGGCCCCGUCAAGGCGGAAGUGAGGGACCUUACUACACUGAACCACUUCUGCACACCACCUCCAUUACUUUGAAAAGCUUCUACUUGGAGUGACACCGGUUUUUAAGGGUCUUUUUAUUAUUCUAGUGACAGAUUAACAGGAUUUCUACAAUGUUAUAGCUGAAAUAAUCUUGAGAACCCCGACUAAUGAUCUCUGUGGCCUUGAAAAACAGUCGUGGUGAGAGAUUGAAGCGUUUCAGAAUAUGAGCGGAAGUCUCCCUUACCGGCGCCCUGAGUAAAGUACCGAGAGAUGCAGCACUUGACAAGAUUUCUCAGUGCUUCAUCCCUUGCAAUGGUAAACCCUGGAACUCCCUGCCUGCUUCAGUAUUCCCCCUGCCUCUAAUAUGAACUCUUUCAGGAGAUGCAGUUUCUUGACAUUUCUUAUAAUUUCGAUGCUUCUUUUGGCUGCACUCUCUCCGGGACUGUCACCUUGAAUGGGCCUUACUCUUCGGCAUUGUUGUCCUUAGCCAGAGCACCUAACACGCUAAAAAUAAUAAAGAUAUCACAAAAUCCACUGAAUCUCACGACUAAAAAUUAAUUCCUCCUACUUAACAAUUUUGGUUUUGGAAUAUGAAAGAACACAUUUUUCGAAAUUAAUCAAACGCAGACUAAGAAGAACUGAGGUGUGAUAGAUGGAGAUGACAGUACCUCUCUCUCUCUUCGCUUCUCUUCCAGUGUAGCCCUGGUCUGUGGUGUGACGAUGCUUGGUUGCUGUCUGCGUCUUUGUAAUAUGUUGGACGAUCACGAACGAAGGAGAAAAAAGGAAAUAUGAUGUGAUAGAUGGAGGUGGCUGCUAGACAUUGGUUUGCUCGCCUUCACCAUUCUGAACGCUAUUACAUCAUGUAUUUGGGCAACUGUACAUGUUAUUACCAUUCUUUUCAGUGUUACUCCAAGUGGCGGGUACGCGGCAGAGGUGCUGAGCGGAGGAGCAGGAGGAGGAGGAGGAGGAGGAGGGGGAGUUUUAUAAGCAGUGAGCAGGCAGGUUUGGGUCUCACUCCUUCACUCCUCUGCUGCGGUGGGAGUGCUUCUGUGCCCUGUGCUGUUCUGCCUGGGACGGUUCCUUCAAGUCUUCAUUCCCAGGAGGGCGUGUCCGUGAUGAAGGCGUUCGUGGCGGGCGUGUUCCUGCUCGUGGCGGCGGCUGUCCCUGUCCUGCCCCUCUUCUGUAACCCACCGUUCCCCUGUUACGGCGUGCCCAGCAGUUUUAAGUUCCACAAUUGGUGUUACUUUGUGGCGAAGGGUCCUGGGGGUGAGAAUGCCUACUUCAACUGGUACCAAGCCAAGGCGUUCUGCAGGAAAAUAUCUGCAGAGCUGGCGUCCCCUACAGACAUGCUGGCGAUCGGGCUGGCUUUGAUUUACUACAUGCCUGGAACAUGGAUCGGCGCCACGGACUCACAGGGGAGCAAAUGGUACUUCUUGGAUGGCAGGCAAGUCCACUGUUCAUAUUUCAAAGAACAGCCUCCUAAACCGGACCCGGCCAAUCAACUCUGCGGCAUUGCGUAUCUGAACAAGAGGAAACCUUUCAUCACGCCGACUCCAUGCAUUGAGAGGCAUCCAGCCAUUUGUGCUCGGUGGAUAGGCAAAAGGCGUGAUGCUGAGGACGACCAGGCUUAGCGGCCAGACUACAGGGAAGAGAGAAGACACUGACGCAGCAAAAUAUGGCGUUUGGUUCAAGUCGUGAUCUACACAGUGAAGGCAUCAGCAGUUAUUAAGUGGAUCAGCUGAUUUACACCCAAUUUACACCUGACCUAGACCUAAGGUAAAAAAUGUUAAAGUUAUUUCAAUAUUAUCCGAAAAAAUAUUGUCAUAGUAGUUGUAUUUGUAGUAGUAGUAGUAGUAGUACACAUGAAACAGGUUGGAAAUGACCGGUGUGUAAUUGUUAGAAAAGGAGAGAGUUUAAGAUGUGAUGUACGAAAGUGAAAAAAGAGAGAGAGAGAGAGAGAGAGAGAGAGAGAGAGAGAGAGAGUAGUAAAACGUGUGGGAGUGAGCGAAUAGAAGAAAAAGACGGAGUAAAAGAGUUGUUUGGAGUGGGAGAGAGAGAGAGAGAGAGAGAGAGAGAGAGAGAGAGAGAGAGAGAGAGAGAGAGAGAGAGGCCCCAGUGCAUGAGAAGUAGUACAAGGCAAUGGUAGUUUGGGGUUUAAAGAGCCAAGCUUUGGGUCUUGGGAGGGAGGAAGUGCUACACGCGUUGGUCAUCCACCUCCCUACUGCAAGACUUAGCCAGUAUUCUCAAUCUCUCAUCCCUUUUUCUGAUAAACUCCUGAACUCCCUGCCUGUUUUUGUAUUUCCUCCUUCCUGUGACUUGAACUCUUUGAGGAGGGACGCUUCAACACAUCCUUCAGUUUGGGCUAAUCCUUUUGGCCAUUUUUCUUUAAGGAUUGACAUUAAAAAAAGUCAGAAUAGCAACCGCAGCAGUAGUAGUAGCAAUAGUAGUAGUAGUAGUAGUUGUUGGUGGUGGUGGUGGUGGCAGUAAUUGUUGUUUUAGUCCCGUAUCCCUCGUGUUCCUAGGCUCGUCUGGCGGUGACAGUUCCCUAAAUGGGUCUGGCUUGUAUUUUUGUUUGGGUUAAGGCAAGGAUUCCUAAUAUGGCUUGUGUUAACCCUCCCCAAGCCCCAUUUAUCCUGCCAUCUGUUUCCAAUGGUGCUUUUUGCUUCCUCUCUCUCUCUCUCUCUCUCUCUCUCUCUCUCUCUCUCUCUCUCUCUCUCUCUCUCUCUCUCUCUCUCUCUCUCUUGUCUUUUCGUUUUCUUUUCCUCUUUAUCUCUUUCUUUUCUCGUUUUUUCCCUCUCCUUUUCCUCUUUCUAUCUUUAUUUUCUCUUCUUUUCCCUCUCUUUUUCUCUUUCUUUUUUUCUCCUCUUUUUCUUUUUCCUUCUUUUACUUCUCUUUUCUUUUUUUUCUUUUUUUCUCGUCUUUUCCCUCUCUUUUCCUCUUUCCUUCUUUCUUUUCUCCUCUUUUCUCUUUUUUCCUUUGCUCUUUCUUUUUUUCCCUCUCUUUUUCCUCUUUCUUUUCUCUUUUCCCUCUUUUUCUUUCUUUUCUCCCUCUUUUCUCUUUCGCUCUUCUCUUACUUUCUCUUUUAUUUUUUGCACCUAUUUUUUCCUCUCCCUGCAUCUCUCUCUCUCUCUCUCUCUCUCUCUCUCUCUCUCUCUCUCUCUCUCUCUCUCUCUCUCUCUCUCUCUAUUCUCCUUCUUCGAUUUUUCUCCUCCUCGUCCUCUUCUUUUGCUUCCUCACCAAAAAAUAUGAACGGAUUAAUAACUUCAUUUAAAAUAAGUUAAUUAAUUUGUUUGUGUAAGUUAGGCGUGGGGUCAAUUUGUUUUCCUGGAGUCUAUAAUUACCUGUUUGCUCUCGUGACAGUUAGUAAUAAUGCCAAACAAUAAUAAAAGAAUAAAUUUGAGUGACAUUCCUUUAAGCUCGUAUCCUUUGAUUGCCUAAAGGAAACACAUGGAAUUCUGUGGAAGGAGUUUUUUUUUUUUUUUCUUCUAUUCUGGAGUCUGUAUAUGUAAUUGUUCAUUUUCUCGUAAUAAAUAAUAAAGACAAAGAAUUAUUCAGUAAGGGAGAAAGUUUUUGUUGUAGGCUCGUGUUCUCUUAAAA
Molecule: messenger RNA, 4033 nt
Organism: Scylla paramamosain (green mud crab)
Lineage: Eukaryota; Metazoa; Arthropoda; Malacostraca; Decapoda; Portunidae
Exons: 5
Coding region: 1237-2067 (276 amino acids)
Source: RefSeq, a predicted model, not a curated record